Molecule: messenger RNA, 1625 nt
Organism: Centropristis striata (black sea bass)
Lineage: Eukaryota; Metazoa; Chordata; Actinopteri; Perciformes; Serranidae
Product: zinc finger protein 32-like
Exons: 2
Coding region: 1-1335 (444 amino acids)
Biological process (GO): regulation of transcription by RNA polymerase II
Cellular component (GO): nucleus
Molecular function (GO): DNA-binding transcription factor activity, RNA polymerase II-specific; RNA polymerase II cis-regulatory region sequence-specific DNA binding
Source: RefSeq, a predicted model, not a curated record
AUGGCGUCGAGCAGAAGCUCCGCUGAGCUUCAGUCUCACAGAGCAGACGUCCAGCUGCUGUUGGUGAGAAAAGAAGAGGUUCCUUCUGAGCAGCAGGAGAGGAGCUCGAGUCUGGACCAGGACCAGGAGCAGCCAGAGCCCGUACACAUUAAAGAGGAACAGGAGGAGCUCUGGAGCAGUCAGGAGGGAGAGCAGCUUCAAGGGCUCACAUUCACUCCUGUCCCUGUGAAGAUUGAAGAAGAUGAAGAGAAACCUCAGUCCUCACAGCCUCAUCAAACACAAACUGAACAGAUAGAAACAGAAGCUGAUGGAGAGGACUGUGAAGGACCAGGACCAGACAGGAGCUCAGAUCCACAUUUACAACCUGUUAGUGAAGACCAGACCGGAGACUCUUCUGAAGCUGAGACUGAUGACAGUGCUGAUUGGAAGGGAACCAGAGAAUCUCAGUCAGGUUUAAACUCUCUGAACAAUAAAGUUUCUGUCAGUGAUUUGAGUUGUUCUGUUGCAGAGAAACCAUUUAGCUGCUCUGAAUGUGGGAAAAGUUUUGGUCGCAAGGCACAUCUGAAGAGACACUUGAGAUCUCAUACAGGAGAGAAACCUUUCAGCUGCUCAGUUUGCAAAAAAUCUUUCACACAGAGUGGAGGGUUACAGUUGCAUAUGAGAAUCCACACAGGAGAGAAACCGUUUAGUUGCUCUGUUUGUAAGAAAUAUUUUGCACAGGGUGGAAGUUUACUCACACAUAUGAGAAUCCACACAGGAGAGAAACCAUUCAUCUGCUCAUUUUGUGAUAAAUCUUUUGCACGGAGUGGAAAUUUGCAGAAACACAUGAGGAUUCACACAGGAGAGAAACCAUUCAGCUGCUCAGAGUGUGAGAAAAGCUUUUCAUCUAAGACACACCUAAAGAGACACAUGAUAACUCACACAGGAGACAAACCCUUUAGUUGUUUGUUUUGCACUAAAAUGUUUGCAAACAGAACAAACCUGUCGUACCACAUGACGGUCCACACAGGGGAGAAACGUUUUGGGUGUAGUGUUUGUCACAAAAAAUUUGCCUGGCAUCUUCAGGUCAAAACACAUAAGUGUGUCGGCCAUCAUCAGGAGGGAGAGCAGCUUCAAGGGCUCACUCUCACUCCUGUCUCUGUGGAGGGUGAAGAAGAUGAGGAGAAACCUCAGUCCUCACAGCUUCAUCAAACACAAACUGAACAGAUAGAAACAGAAGCUGAUGGAGAGGACAGUGGCGGACCAGAAAAAGACAGGACCUCUCAUCCAGAUCCACAUUUACAACCUGGUACUGGAGACAUUUCUGAACCUGAGACUGAUGACAGUAGUGAUUGAAUAAAGUCCCAGGAAGUGAUUCUAGAUGAAGUACUUGUGAAAAAGUGUUUUCUGCUGAGUGUAACUCCAGUGGAGUUUAAUUUUAUUUAUAUCAAUCAAAAUCUAAAAUUUGCCUCUGCUUGUGUGAAAUUGUUUUAUGGUAGUUAUUAUGAUUAUGUGACAACAUAUUAUUCAGACUUGUCAUAUUAAAGGUUGACUAGAAAUGUUACCAUGUGGUUGCUGCUUCUCCUUUUCUUCUGCAGUUCCUUCAGUUUUCUGCCUGUUUGGACUCAUUAUUAUUUGGAAAGGUU